Messenger RNA from Kalmanozyma brasiliensis GHG001, 3399 nucleotides. RefSeq names its product Chloride channel, voltage gated. The transcript has a single exon. The coding region runs from base 1 to 3399 and encodes 1132 amino acids. The record is from RefSeq and is a predicted model, not a curated record. NCBI's taxonomy places the organism in Eukaryota, Fungi, Basidiomycota, Ustilaginomycetes, Ustilaginales. Gene Ontology annotation, cellular component: early endosome; Golgi apparatus; membrane. Gene Ontology annotation, biological process: transmembrane transport; chloride transport. Gene Ontology annotation, molecular function: voltage-gated chloride channel activity.
AUGGUGGACUCCGAUCAAGCCUCACACUCACGCCGGGGCAGGAGCUCCCGAGCACAGCCCAGCAUCGACGCUAGCCACAACUCGGCACUCCCCAAUCCGGGCCUCUCGAUCUCGACCGACACGAUUCACACCAGACAUGCCGACGAGCCAGACAAUGAUCAACAGAAUUCUGCUCGACUCGACUUUCGAUCAGCGCCCAGUACCGCUCGUCCACGCUUGGUCGAAAGGCGCACCAUGUCCGCCAAAUCCGAGAUUAGGCGCCUCUCUUCGCUCUUCGUACCUCCCAACGGAGCUCAGGCAGAGAUUACAGCUCCCACACCGUCGUCCUCGCGCCCUAGCUUCUUCUCAAGAGCUUUACCUGGAGCGCUGUCCAGUCGCGCUUCUCUCGCUUCUCUCAGAGAGCCACGCAGCCCCAUGCGCUCCUUCUACGAUGGUCUCAAGGCGCAAGGCGCUCCUGGCGCUCGCAACCGCCGCAAGAGGCACUUGCGUUCCUACGACGACGCCAACUUCGAGGAUGAGAUGAAUCUACCCGGGGCCGGCGGCAAUGGCAUCCGUGUCUGGUACGAGUCCUACACCACCAUUGACUGGAUUCACGACGCCAUCAAGGAGAGCUCCCGUCUGCGCCGCAUCCGCAAUCUCAAGGGUAUCCGCGGAUUCGCCGCCAACGUCUGGGAUCGUCUUCAAGGCUGGAUCAUCGUCACCAUCACCGGUGUCAUCACAGCGCUCAUCGCUGGAUGCAUCGUCAAGUCCGAGGCGGUCCUCUUCGAUCUCAAGGACGGCUACUGCGCAAAAGACUGGAAGCUUGCCAAGCGCUUCUGCUGCCCCUACGGUGGAUCGCCCGACUGGGACCAUCCUUCGCUCAAUGCUACCGCUUGGUCGUAUCGGACGCCUUUCCUGCCUCACGCCGCCCUUUCAGCCUCGCCUUCUACUGCGGAUGCUUUCGGGUCGAUGGUCUCUGGUCUCGGCAAGGGCAACCGCAUCCUCAGUGGCUGGGCAGCGCCCGUCGCUGGCAGUCCAGCCUGGGCCAGGAUGGCCGCUUCUUCUGCUGCAGGCGCUGUCAACACGACACUGUUGAAUGUGAUGUCACCUGUCGAUUCUGAAACCGAGGCCUGCCCUGGCUGGAUCACUUGGGGUCAAAAAUUCGGCUCUUUGAAGGACAGCAACUGGUUUGCCGGCUACGCCAUGUACUUUGUCGUCGCCGUCCUCUGGGCAUCUAUCGCCAGCAUCCUCACCAUCUAUCUCACUUCAAGCGAACUCUACCUCAAGGACGCGGAUGCAGCCUUACCCACUGCCAAUAUGGGUAGCCAGAAACGUGACUCGGAGCAGCAGCAUGAUACCGGGGAUGCUAUGGACGAGCCCACCGAGACCACAGCCCUUCUCGCUCAGCAGCGCAACGGACAGGCAUCACGAUCACGAUCUCCGGUCGUGGCGAUGCAACAUCCCGAUACCGCGACGUCGAGGAACUUUGCUCGCAUCGCCAACGACCAGCGCGCUCAGAACGCCAUCCUGCCUAGAAAGGUGCUCUAUUUCGCCACGGGCUCGGGUAUCUCCGAGGUCAAGUGCAUCUUGAGCGGCUUUGUCAUCCACGGCUAUCUUGGCUUCUGGACGCUCUUCACCAAGUCGGUCGGCCUCACUCUGUCGGUCGCUUCGGGUCUCUCGCUCGGCAAAGAAGGCCCCUUUGUGCAUAUUGCUUCCUGUGUCGGCAACAUCGUCUGUCGUGCUUUCCCCAAAUACGAGAACAACGAAGGCAAGCGUCGCGAGAUGCUCUCGUGCGCCUGCGCAGCCGGUGUCGCCGUGGCUUUCGGUGCUCCCGUCGGCGGCGUGCUCUUCUCCCUCGAGGAAGUGAGCUACUACUUCCCCGGCAAAGUCAUGUUUCGCUCCUUCUUCUGCGCCAUGGUCGCUGCCGCCGUCCUGCGAGCCCUCGAUCCGUUCGGCACGGGCAAGAUCGUGCUUUUCCAGGUCACCUACGACAAGGACUGGCACUUUUACGAGCUCCUCUUCUUCAUCCUGAUCGGCAUCUUUGGUGGACUCUACGGUGCUUACUUUACCAAGCUCAACAUGUUCUGGGCCAAGAACGUCCGCGCAAAGACCUGGAUGGCACGCCAUCCCAUCUUCGAGGUGGUCGUCAUCACGGCGGUCACGGCUGCGUUCUCCUUCUUCAACGGCUACACACGCAUGGGCGGUGUCGAGCUCAUCGCCGAUCUGUUCAGCGAGUGUCACGAGCACGAGUCGUUAGAGGGACUCUGCGUCUCGCAUCCUUCGCAGAUCGGACCCCUCGUGAUGGCCGUCUUGAGCGCCAUGGUGUUGAGGGGUGCGCUGACCAUCAUCACGUUCGGAAUCAAGCUGCCCGCCGGUAUCUUCAUCCCGACUCUUGCGGUAGGAGCCUGCUUCGGUCGCAUCGUCGGUCUGCUGGUGCAGUACGUACAGUGGACGGAUCCCGAGAUCGGCUUCUUCAGCUGGUGUCCUGCCUCGGACUCGGCCUGCAUUGUGCCCGGUGUUUAUGCUAUGGUGGGAGCGGCAGCCGCGCUUUCGGGUGUCACUCGCACCACCGUCUCGCUUGCUGUGAUCAUGUUCGAGCUUACGGGCACGUUGACGUAUGCAGUGCCCGUGAUGCUGGCUAUCUUGGUGGCCAAGACCAUCGCAGACGCCCUCGAGCACAAGGGCAUCUACGAUCUUGUGAUCGACUUUUCGGGGCUGCCCUACCUCGACAGCAAGGCCGAGUACAUCUGGAAUGGCGUUGACGUGACGGAUGCGAUGGAGACCGAGGUCGAGGUGAUCUCUUUGGAUGUCGACAACACGGUUCAGUCGCUGGGCGAGAAGCUGGAUCGCCUGGCCAGUGGAUCUGGAUACACCGACGGCGGCUUCCCCAUCGUUUCCCGCAGCACGCCCAUCGCCUCUUCCGCCGUGCCACCUACGCCGGCAGACCUGUCGGCGAGCAUCGGAUCGAUGACGGAUCACAUCCCGCCCACGUCCGGCCACGAACCCUCGAGCGCAGCACCGUCCGCUCACCUCAUGGUCGGCUACAUAGCAGCGAGCGAGCUAGAGCAUGCCCUUGGCCGAGCGGCCCGCUCGAACCCGGAGACAAAGCCCGAAUCGACACGCGUCUCGUUCAAGAAUCUCCCCUUCGUCCGGGCAGAGCGUGAGGGAGCCGCCCGCGUGCGCGACUCGGUCUUGUUCACCGGUUCCGACCCGCUCGAUCUAAGCAGGUAUGUCGACAAGGCGCCCAUCACCGUGCAGAUUCAUUCGCCGCUCGAGCUGGUGCAUCAGUACUUUGUGCGCUUGGGCGUGCGGUACCUGAUUGUGGUGGAUGAGCGCGGGCUGUACAGGGGCAUCAUCUUCAAGAAGAGCUAUCUCAAAUUCUUGGCCGAUCUGGAGGAGGAGCAGGGAAAGGGGCAUUAG